Molecule: messenger RNA, 1418 nt
Organism: Suricata suricatta (meerkat)
Lineage: Eukaryota; Metazoa; Chordata; Mammalia; Carnivora; Herpestidae
Gene: CD27
Product: CD27 molecule
Exons: 7
Coding region: 205-1032 (275 amino acids)
Biological process (GO): positive regulation of B cell differentiation; positive regulation of T cell differentiation; negative regulation of apoptotic process
Cellular component (GO): external side of plasma membrane
Molecular function (GO): protein binding; transmembrane signaling receptor activity
Source: RefSeq, a predicted model, not a curated record
GGUGGAAGUCACUGCUCUGAGAAAAAAAACAGCAACAAAAGAGCUUCAGCUGCCAUCAAAGGUCGGUUUGUCACCUGAAGCCAGCAACUCAGAGGAACUGCAGCUGUACUCAGAAGGUGCAGAGAGCAGGCACCAGCAUCCAGCUGGGGGUGGCAGUCCCGAAGAGGCCAGCAGUCAGCAGAAAGAGCUCCCUGGGCAAGAGCCAUGGGCCGGCCACCCCCCUGCUGGCUGUGGAUUCUGGGGACUCUGGCAGGGCUCUCGGCCACCCUAACCCCCAAGUGCUGUCCAGAGAAGCACUACUGGGCCCAGGGAGAACUGUGCUGCCAGAUGUGUAAGCCAGGGACUUUCCUUGUGAAGGACUGCGACAGACACGGAGAGGCUGCUCAGUGUGAUCCGUGCACACCGGGGGCCUCCUUCUCACCAGACCACCACAUCCGGCGCCACUGUGAGAGCUGUCGGCAUUGUAACUCUGAUCCUUGUCCAGCCUGGAUCACAAUUCCUGGUCUCCUCAUUCGAAACUGCACCCUCACCGCCAAUGCAGAGUGUGCCUGCCCCAAGGGCUGGCAGUGCAGGGACAAGGAGUGUACCGAGUGUGAUCCUCCUUCAAAUCCCUCACUGACACCUCAUCCAUCUCCAGCCUCAGACCCACACCCACAACCCACUCACUUACCUUACGCCAAAAAGAUGUCAGAGGCCAGGACAGUCCGGCAGGUGCAGACUCUAGCUGAUUUCAGGUGGCUGCCUGCCCCAGCUCUCUCGACCCACGGGCCACCCCAAAGGUCCCUGUGCAGCACAGACUGCAUCCGCAUCUUUGUGGUCCUCUCUGGAAUGUUUGUUGCUUUCACCAUGGUCGGAGCCCUGUGCCUCCAUCAACAAAGAAAAUAUGGACUAAAUUCUCCUCCUGCAGACAAAGAAGAAAGUCCAGUGACGCCUGCAGAGUCUUGUCCUUACAGCUGCCCCAGGGAGGAAGAGGGGGGUGUCAUCCCCAUUCAGGAAGAUUACCGAAAACCAGAGCCUGCUUCCUACCCCUGAGCGUGGGUGCUCGCCUUAGGGGUGGGGAAGUCAUCACUACAAUAAAAUCCCAGCCUCCAUCCCACCCCGUUGCCCUCCGGGGAAGGAUGAGACCUGCCCACCCCCCCACCCCCCCGUUUCAGUACUGUCCUCUCAUCAGGUCCCUUUCCUGUGUGCAGACUUGAGAAGGUGCCUUUUGGAGACUGGCAGUGACAAGGACCCGAGGGGAUGUGGUGGAAGGUGGGUGGGUCACAAGAGCCCGGUGCGCCCUGGCUCAGCCAGCUUCACCCCUGCGCUGCACUGGAGGGCUGCGGCCCUAGCUGGAAAACACACUUCUGUCUACAAACCCCACGUGCUGUAUCACUGAUGUAGAAAUUCGGCAAAAUAAAACGACGGCCAGCCACACA